Molecule: messenger RNA, 3497 nt
Organism: Scomber scombrus (Atlantic mackerel)
Lineage: Eukaryota; Metazoa; Chordata; Actinopteri; Scombriformes; Scombridae
Product: myelin protein zero-like protein 2
Exons: 4
Coding region: 147-767 (206 amino acids)
Biological process (GO): cell-cell adhesion
Cellular component (GO): membrane
Source: RefSeq, a predicted model, not a curated record
UUUAGACGAGGUGGAGGAGAAGACUUAACGUAACUUCAUGUUUUCGACCCUCUCAAAAAGGGAUCCAGAGACUUGCGAGGCAGUUUUCCUGACACUGUGAGUCCACUCCUGCUGUCUUGGUCAUCGGACAGCCUGCCGUCUAUCCAAUGUGCGUAAAGGGGCUUUGUUUCCUCACCGUCCUGACUGGACUCGCAGCUUCAGGCGUGCUGCAGGUCAGCGGGAUGCGUAUAUACACAUCAGGGAAUAUGGAAGCUGUCAAUGGGACGGAUGUUCGUCUGAAGUGCACAUUCGAAAGUUCUGCUCCCAUCAACCCCAGCCACACUGUGGUAUCCUGGACUUUCAGACCACUAAAACCGGGCAGAGAGGAGUCGGUGUUCCACUACCAGCAGCGACCGUAUCCUCCUAUAGAUGGCAUUUUCAGGAAGCGCAUUCUUUGGGCGGGUGACAUCAUGGGCCGUGAUGCCUCCAUCAUAAUUCGAGAGGUCAAGUUCACCUACAACGGCACUUUCUUCUGUCAUGUCAAGAAUCCGCCGGAUGUCCACGGCGCGGUCGGAGAGAUUCGACUCCGUGUCGUCACAACAGCCUCUUUCUCAGAGCUUCUCUUUCUGGCGUUGGCCAUCGGAGGCGGUAUCACUGCUGUGGUCGUCCUCCUCAUCAUCAUUGUGUCCUGCAGGAGGUGCAAGCGGAAGAGAGAGAGGCAUGAAGGGCUCGAGCACGGGCACGAGGAAGCUCCACGCAAAGAGAGAAAAGACCCCACGGCGUGGUAAGACCAAGAAAGAGACACAGAGAGAGGAAGAGGGGGAUAGAGAGAGGAAAAGAAGAAUCGCACACUUCCUCUCUCGCUCUCCGUCUGACUCUGGGGAUCGGGGCAAGUGGUGCUCCUUCUUGGGUCCUGGGUCUACUUUUCCUUCUGGAUGUUUUCUCUUCCUGCUUCCUCUCCAACCGCAGUCUUUGGAUCCAAAACCUGGACCAGUUGACGGGCAGCUGUCAUUAAGGAGAAUUAAAAAUGAGAACGUGCCUUUAUGUAGAAGUUGUAGAUACAGAACCGAAAACAGAACGCUGUCUAGCUUUAAUUAUCACUGUGUGCCUUUCAUUUCUUUUAAGGAAACAACUGUUUUAUCAGUUCAUCUUUUCCUGUUCAGCUAAAUGGGCUCCAAAACACAUUUCCUGUUUAGAGUAAAUGUUUUGAUGAUUUAGAGGUAGAACAAUGCUGUAUUCCUGCUGUUUACUUCCCUACUAAUACAUUUCAAACCCCAACAUACCACAGCAGUUCCAGCCACAUGUUUGAUAUGUUAUUUUAACAAACAAUAGAAACUGUGGAACAAUGAAUUAGCAGUUUCAUGGCUUCUAUUGAAGUAUUGUAUUAAUCACCACAUCAUGGGAUACAUUAUCACCCAUAUAAAGCUCUUAUCAACUCCCAUAUCGUAUGUCUGAUCCGCUUAAUGGGGGUCCUUAUGGAUCUACAGGAUGAAGAUUGUGUUUAUUUCUGUUUUUUUCACUACUGAUGUUUUAUGGUUGUAUUUUUCUGAGAUUCUGUGGUGUUAUAAGCAUCAUUUUGUGACUUCUGCAGCAAUAUAGAAGGUGCUAUUAAAUGCAAAUCUGGUGCAGAGCACUUGUUGGAAACAGACAUUUCACACUUAAAUAUGUUAAUUAAAUUCCAAAUCAACUCUAAAUUUCAACAAAUGUUUUUGUCAUUUAGAAGUAUCUCUGAUGACCUGUUGUCUGUUUUGAACAAUGAGCUAUUUUGUGAAAAAUGUCUUUUCUUGGGUAACCUUUGGGACUUCUUUGCUUCUUUCUUGGGUUUUCAGAUCUUUCUGUAAUAGGUGCCCUAACUGGUUAACGUUGAAACUGUGCUGCGAUACUGUAACCUAUGCACCAGACUUCAAAAGCUGUGCCUCUCAAGGAAAAAGUUGACAACUUUGCUGUCAUCUUGGUUGAUUUAUUCAGGCUUCAAAACCCCAAACUCUUCAUUGAAAAAAGUUGAUGAAGGAAGGGAAUUAUUUUACCCAAUCAAAUCCAAGAUGAACCACUUUCACUCUCAAGUUGGGACUUGUGUGACUCUAACCCUUUGUCCCUGCUGCUGUGUUUUUGUUGCCUGCUUGUCUUUGUACUGUCUAUAUUGUGUGUGACCUACACACAUGCACAUACAUAAAUAAUGCAUGAAUGUUUCAUGCAUGAAUGCAUUUCCCUUUCUGUGUGCGUGUUGCUCUUCUUGUCCGCUCUGUGUAUGUGUGUGUCCCACUCUCAGUCACCCAUCGAGGGCCGUCCACCUCUACUUAUCAGAGACGUCCAUAGAGAUCGACAGUUCAGACGGCAUGAUCUCAGAAGCCAGCACCAAAGACCCCAGCUCCUCAGAGGAGGAGGCCCCGAGCUCAGACGACGAUGGCGGUGACGACUCCGACUGAGGAGGUGGGGACAGAUAGAGAGACAAAAACACUGAUAUGAAGCCAGCUGGGAAGCCUGCUGGAGGGAUGCCCAGAUGGCACCCGUGGAUUACGUUCCACGGUCCUGCCGACUGGGGCCUCGUUGAAGAGAGCGUUGCCGCUGUGUUGAAAACAAGCACAUUGUUCAAGAAUGGCAGGAAAACGGAUAGAAAGUUCUUGAACAAAAAUAAGAACAAAGAGAUCAGAGCACUGCUUUUGAUGAAGUCUCUGAAACAAGAUCAAAUGUAACUUUAGUCCAGAAAUAUUCAUACGAGGGAAGACAUCUGAUUGAAACAGCAGGAGUUAUAAAGUGAGAGGCACUGUUAUCCUGAAGCUGGCUAUGUUGCUGUCCUGAAGGAAAAAACAGUCGAUGCAUGUUUAAAAAAUGCCUGUUAUUGAAGACAUGGCUAUUGUUAAGUGUAGGAACUUAAUGCCAAAAUUAGUUGCAACAGGCAAUGGAUUUAAUUAAAGAUAUUGGAAUGUAAGCAGUCAGCGAGUAAGGCAGCUGCUGCCACGAUGAGCCAUACAUGUGACCUUUAAAUUUCUAUGGGUGCCUAAGAUUUACAACCCAUUCUCAGUUUGACUUCAUGGAAUAUUAUAUGUUGAAUCUGUCAUAUUUUAUGAGGUUUUCAUACUGGGAUACUGUAGGUCUUGCAUUUCAGUCAGUUAACCACAUCAUCAUAAUACCUACUAGUCUCAGAGCACUCCCUGAAAGCAGUUCUGUCCUAAAACUGUAGGCUGAGGUGCUUGUGUCACAUCAGAUUACAUGGAAAAAUAAAACAACAAAAAAAAACAACGCAUAAAUGUUCUGUUGCUGUCAUUAAGUCUGAAGGCCAAAUACUGAUGUGUGUGGGAGCGCACAGUCAGAUCUGAAAACCCUUUGAAUGCAAAAAUGUCCUUGCGCCUGUGAAUGCAUCACGUCUACUAACAAAUUACUGUAAUACCUGUCUUUCUUCCUUUUGUGAGGGUCGUACUUGUGAUGUAAUACCUAGCAAUGUUUAUAGAUUUUUCUAUUUUUUUUAGAUAAUGCCAGAAGUAUUAUAUUCUGUUUAAAAGUGUCACUGUAUUUGUUUG